UGUAGUGAGUUACUGGCGAUUGCGCACCGUCCUCAUUUCCAUGCCGUGGCCAGUGGAUGGCGUCAAUUGUAAUCAGUAUGAACUUUGGUCUACAUUGAAAGAGAUCGCCACAAAGUCAAACUUCAUCUGGGAGAAGAGGACAACGGUAUGAAAUCUGUAUGAGGAAAGGCAGAGCGUUCUGGAGAAAUGGAGGACUCCUGGGGUACAGUGAUUUCGGUGGUUAAGGUGUGGUUCUCAUUGGUAGUGGGGCUCAUCAUGCUGCCAUCCAUGUUUGGUCUCUCCCUGGGGAUAACAGAAAGAUACAUGACGAUCUUAAUCAAAACCUUGAAGUGGGCCACUAUGAGAAUACAGAAAGGAGUCCAGGAACAAGAAACACUGAAGGCCUCUCCAUCUAAUGGAAUCAUCCAGAGGGACGACGGCUCCAUGGAGCAAGAGAUUGGGGAGCUGCGGCAUGGCCGACCGAGGACCCAGGAGGGGGGCGACUUCACCCUCAGCGACGUCUUCUACUUCAGCAGGAAAGGCAUCGAGACCAUCGUGGAGGACGAGGUCACCCAGAGGUUCACGUCCGAGGAGCUGGCCUCCUGGAACCUGCUGACGCGCACCAACUACAACUUCCAGUACAUCAGCCUGCGGCUCACCAUCUUAUGGGGAAUGGGAGUCAUGGUGCGCUACUGCAUCCUUCUCCCUCUGAGAGUUACCCUGGCCUCUAUUGGUCUAAUCUGGCUGGUGAUAGGAACAACACUGGUGGGGUUUUUGCCAAACAGCAGGGUGAAAAACUGGCUGAGUGAGCUCGUCCAUGUCAUGUGCUACAGGAUCUGUGCAAGAGGCCUUUCAGCCGUUAUCCACUACCACAACAGAGAAAACAGGCCCAAAAGAGGUGGACUUUGUGUUGCUAAUCACACUUCACCCAUUGAUGUGGUCAUUCUUGCCAAUGAUGGCUGCUAUGCUAUGGUUGGUCAAGUCCAUGGUGGUCUCAUGGGAGUGAUUCAGAGGGCUAUGGUCAGGUCCUGUCCGCACAUCUGGUUUGAGCGAUCAGAGAUGAAAGAUCGCCACCUUGUGACUCAGAGACUGAAAGAUCAUGUGAAUGAUAAGACCAAGCUUCCCAUAUUGAUUUUCCCUGAGGGAACAUGCAUCAACAACACAUCAGUCAUGAUGUUUAAAAAAGGAAGCUUUGAGAUUGGCGGCACAGUCUACCCAGUGGCUAUAAAGUAUGACCCCCAGUUUGGUGAUGCCUUCUGGAACAGUUCUAAGUACAACAUGGUGAGCUAUCUGCUGAGAAUGAUGACAAGUUGGGCUAUUAAAUGCAAUGUCUGGUAUCUUCCUGCCAUGGCCCAAGAGGAAGGAGAAGAUGCAGUUCAGUUUGCCAACAGAGUCAAAUCUGCAAUCGCUCACCAGGGUGGACUGGUAGAUUUAUCCUGGGAUGGGGGCCUGAAGAGAGGGAAAGUGAAGGACACGCUAAAGGAGCAGCAGCAGAAGAUGUACAGCAGCAUGGUGGUGGGGGACGACAGCAGCGGCAGUGCCAGUGACUGACCUUUUUCCGUUCCGACUAAAAAGCCACAGUGUCCGAAAGCAUGUUAAGGGCGGAACACACCUCCCUGCAUUUGAUUUAACAAACACCACCCUGAAGUCCAAUGAAAGAUACAGUAUAUUGUUUUUUUUGUAGUAAUUCCAACUGCCCAGUAGAUGGUAUCCAAAGGUUAUGACAACAUUUAAAGUUCCAUAACCCACCACCUGAAUGAGUGAAUGGGCUCAUUCGACUUCUUGCAGUGCUGCGCAAGUCUGGCUGGUGGACGACAGCAGCGGCAGUGCCAGUGACUGACCUUUCUCCGUUCCGACUAAAAAGCCACUCAGCAAUCCCUCUCAGCAUCUGAAAGCGGAACACGCUUCCCUGCAUUCAUUGCAAAGUGAGUCCUCUGCUGCUGGAAUGGAAUAUCGUGCCAUUGUCUGGGGAAUGGAGAAGAUUCAUAGGGGACUGAAUCACAGACUCCCUUUCCUUUGAUUGAGAGGUGUUAUCCUUGAUAUUCAAGAAAGAAUGAAGCACAGCUCAGGAUUGUCAUGUAUUGUGUGUCCCCAUUGCAGAGUCUUUUUAAAAUAAAGUGUUCAGCACUCCGAAACAGA
This is a messenger RNA of Alosa alosa (allis shad), 2118 nucleotides long. RefSeq names its product 1-acylglycerol-3-phosphate O-acyltransferase 9, like (gene agpat9l). Gene Ontology annotation, molecular function: glycerol-3-phosphate O-acyltransferase activity. The record is from RefSeq and is a predicted model, not a curated record. Gene Ontology annotation, biological process: triglyceride biosynthetic process. Gene Ontology annotation, cellular component: endoplasmic reticulum. Lineage: Eukaryota; Metazoa; Chordata; Actinopteri; Clupeiformes; Clupeidae.